This is a messenger RNA of Xylona heveae TC161, 807 nucleotides long. Its product is annotated as D-tyrosyl-tRNA deacylase. Gene Ontology annotation, cellular component: cytoplasm. Bases 173 to 649 code for a protein of 158 amino acids. Gene Ontology annotation, molecular function: D-tyrosyl-tRNA(Tyr) deacylase activity. The record is from RefSeq and is a predicted model, not a curated record. Gene Ontology annotation, biological process: tRNA metabolic process. The transcript is spliced from 4 exons. NCBI's taxonomy places the organism in Eukaryota, Fungi, Ascomycota, Xylonomycetes, Xylonales, Xylonaceae.
CAGACCCAUAUCAACUCUCAUUUCAUAGAAACCUAAGAGGUCUAUUGUUUAAUUCUGCAUUAUCUGGCAAUUCAAAUAUUGUACUUCAUUAUUUGCAUCCUCUGAACUCUCUGCGUCUUCUCACGCUACACAGUUCCUCCCACAUAUUACAUUAUACUAAAGCGCCACGAGGAUGAAAGCAAUUUUACAAAGAGUCAAGUCGGCUUCGGUCACUGUCGACAAACAAUUGAUUUCUUCAAUUGGGAAGGGCAUCCUCGUAUUUGCUGCAGUUGGCGCUGGAGAUACGAAGAAGGAAGUUGAAGCCAUGGCGAGCAAGGUUCUCAAAAUGAAGAUGUGGGGUGAUGAGGAGGGCGGUUCGUGGAAGCGUAGUGUCCAAGAAAUACAGGGCGAAGUUCUUUGUGUCUCUCAAUUUACACUCCUCGCGUCAACCAAAAAAGCCAAGCCAAGCUUCCACGGAGCAAUGAAGGUCGAAGAGGCGAAGCAACUUUACGAUCAGUUUGUCGACAAAGUCCGCGAACUACAUGGCGCGGAUCGAGUUAAAGAUGGCGUUUUCCAAGCCAUGAUGGAUGUCGAACUUGUCAACGAUGGGCCCGUAGGUCUUGAAUACCGCAGUGAUUCUGGCGCGGUAAAUCCUUCCCAGGUGUGCUAGAUCUCAGACGAAUCUAAUUGAAUUUUCGACAGGUUACACUGGAAAUUAUCUCGAACCCGCCCCCUCAACCCGAGGCAAAUGCGGAUACCAAGCAAGAAGGGCCAAAAAAGGGCAAAACAAAAUCGGAUCAGCCCACGCCGAAUGGUUCUACGUCGGAU